Molecule: messenger RNA, 294 nt
Organism: Opisthorchis viverrini
Lineage: Eukaryota; Metazoa; Platyhelminthes; Trematoda; Opisthorchiida; Opisthorchiidae
Exons: 2
Coding region: 1-294 (97 amino acids)
Source: RefSeq, a predicted model, not a curated record
AUGAACCGCAAGCUGCCAAAAAGGAUUCGGCGACUUCUGGAAAAAAGAUCCCAACUCUUUUUCAAAAAGUUGACCACAGGGGACACAGAAGAUGAGCUGGCAUUUCGUAAAAUGCGGAAUCGUUGUAAUCAAUUAUUGCUCAGUAUGCGUGAACUCGUUUCCCAAGUAACUUUUAUACUCGAACCUGCUUCAUCUGCAACACUAGUGAGUCGCAUAAGCCUCACUGCACACUGUAAUUCUGCGUCUCCUGCUACCACUUGCCCGUAUUACAUUUUUACCCCACUACACGUAUGA